Molecule: messenger RNA, 1381 nt
Organism: Callithrix jacchus (white-tufted-ear marmoset)
Lineage: Eukaryota; Metazoa; Chordata; Mammalia; Primates; Cebidae
Gene: ATP23
Product: ATP23 metallopeptidase and ATP synthase assembly factor homolog
Biological process (GO): mitochondrial protein processing; mitochondrial proton-transporting ATP synthase complex assembly
Molecular function (GO): metalloendopeptidase activity
Source: RefSeq, a predicted model, not a curated record
CUCGCCCCGCCCCUCGCCAGUCCCUCCUGCCCCCGUGUUCCCCGUCAGGUUCAAAAGUCCCCUCCCGCCUAACGUUUACCGCCCAGCCUGCUGCCCUUCUUCCCUGCGGAAGGAGGGCCUUCCUGGGCGGUCGGGGGGGCGGGAGGGAGGUUACCUUUCCCUGUCUCUCUGGCCGCCCGAGCUUGGAGGAAGCAGCAGCGCGGUCUGCUGGCGGCAUGGCGGGAGCUCCGGAUGUGCGCCGGCCAGGCUCCGCGGCAGGGGAGCAGCUGCAGCAGCAACACGUCUCUUGCCAGGUCUUCCCUACGCGUCUGGCCCAGGGGAAUCCCCAGCAAGGGUUCCUUUCCAGCUUCUUCACCAGCAACGAGAAGUGCCAGCUUAGGCUCCUGAGGACGCUGGAAACAAAUCCAUAUGUCAAACUUCUGCUUGAUGCUAUGAAACACUCAGGUUGUGCUGUUAACAAAGAUAGACACUUUUCUUGCGAAGACUGUAAUGGGAAUGUCAGUGGAGGUUUUGAUGCUUCAACGUCUCAGAUAGUUUUGUGCCAGAAUAAUAUCCGUAAUCAGGCCCAUAUGAACAGAGUGGUCACCCACGAGCUCAUUCAUGCAUUUGAUCAUUGUCGUGCCCAUGUCGAUUGGUUCACCAACCUCAGACACUUGGCGUGCUCAGAGGUUCGAGCUGCUAACCUUAGUGGAGACUGCUCACUUGUAAAUGAAAUAUUCAGGUUCCAUUUUGGAUUAAAACAACACCACCAGACUUGUGUACGAGACAGAGCUACUCUUUCUAUCCUGGCUGUUAGGAAUAUCAGCAAAGAAGUAGCUAAAAAUGCUGUUGAUGAAGUUUUUGAAUCUUGUUUCAAUGACUAUGAACCUUUUGGAAGGAUCCCACAUAACAAGACUUAUGCAAGAUACGCUCAUAGAGACUUUCAAAACCGUGAUCGGUAUUAUUCAAAUAUAUGAGCACAAUGACAUUUUAUAAAUACAGAACUUCCAUCAUCAUGAAGAAAAAAAAAUUUGGUUCUCAAGUGAACAAACAUAAAAUGUAAACAAUCUAUUCAAUCCAGAUAAAACAGAGAAGACUGUGAUUCUAGCAUACCAUCAGAAAAAGCAACUAUGGCAAAAAGUGAAAUUGCUUUAAACUCCAAGGCAAACAUUUUGUCUUUAUAGCUAACCAUUUAGUAAAUACAUAAAUUACAUUUUUGUAUUUUAGUGAUUUGUUUUUAUUACAUGUGAUUAUUUUAAAAUUUGAUUAUGAAACCUGGGAAGUGUGCUCUUCCAUGAUGUUGAUAGGUGACCACUAUUGGUGUUUAUGUUAAAUGUAAAGAAAUGUACACUGAUCUCAUUGUAGGACAGUUGUUGUUAUAAUGAAAGUUGGAAAUAAUUCA